Molecule: messenger RNA, 1235 nt
Organism: Prorocentrum cordatum
Lineage: Eukaryota; Dinophyceae; Prorocentrales; Prorocentraceae
Source: the annotation of a GenBank genome assembly
AUGCGCGGCGGCCUGGAGGCGCCGGCUCUGCAGCGCAGAUCCGGCAUUCCCCUCGCGGAUCUGUUCGCCGCGCAGGCGUCCAACAACCAUCCCCUACCUUGCAGCAGCAGCUCGCGCGACGACAGGCCGCGGUCGCGCCCCUCGCCGACCCCGACGGCGCCCGCCGAGUUGCAGCGGCCCAUUGGAGGCGAAUUUGGGCGGUGGAUUUCGAGGAUUCUGACGCUGAGCUUCGGUGAGCGCGCGGGCUGGGUUCCCGCGCAGUGCUCGGAGGAGCGCCGAAGCGAAGUUAAGCUCGCUACGGCGUUGAACGCAGCGACGCUUGAGUCGCGGGUGCAAGAGCAGGGCCUCGGUGACCUAGUCGCUACCGGGGGGCCGCGCAAGAGUUCGCGGGCCCCGCGGCAGGCGCAGCCGGGCGCGCCAAUUUUGCUUGGGGAGCAAGCCCCGAGAUUCAUGAUUGAAGCCAUCUGGGCUUCGAUUCCCACAUGCGCCAGCGGAAUCAGGUGCUGGGCUGCCUUCUGCCACGCGGCAGACAGCGCAGUGCACUUCCCGGCGACAGAGGAGUCAGCGCUGCAAUUCGCGACCAUGUUCGCUAGUCCUGACAUUUUGUACGCGUGCUUCAAGCAACUGCGGCGCUGCCGCUGCGGGGGCGGGGUCGCCAUUCCGAGGUUCGGUGUUCUGACGGCCCCCUCGAUGCUGGCCGCGGUGCCGCAGCUCUGCCUCGACGCCCUGGACGACGCGGCCUGGGCCGCCAGGUCCCAGCCGCCUUCCCCGCUGUCUCCCGCGUCCACGCUGGGGCUGCCGGCCUCCUUCGGGCGGACGUACCUGGCGGCCCGCGCGUUCGACCCGCCGCGCGGCGGGCGGCGCGUGGCGCGCGAGGGCUCGUGGUGGCAGGUGCAGGAGGUCGAGAGUGGCGGAUCGGUCCGCAUAUUCCAGACUGGCGCGCAGGGCACGGAGUUCUGCCUGAUGGCCCAUCCAUCUGGAGUCGUUGUCGUGUCCGAGGCGGACGCGGACGUCGGCCGCAGCUCGCUCUGGAAGGCGGAGCAGGUGGAGGGCCGCGCGGGGGCGCUCCGCCUGCAGUGCAGCAGCGGCGCGCAGGGCGCGGGCGCGGGCGGCGAGGACCUCGCCCUGCCUGGCGAGGGCGCGUACCUGGUGGCCAGCACGUCGCGGCGGUUGACCGUGGCCCGCCUCCCGCCCGGCUCCUGGCCGGCGAGCUCGGAGUGGCAGUUGGAGGCUGC